AUGGAACUUUUUCAAAAAUUAGCCAAAUCAUUGAGUGAUAUCACCGAAGAAGAUGUUCAUUUCAUGGGAUAUUGUUCAUCAAAAUUACCAGUAUAUUCAAAUUUAAUUUUACCAUCACGAUUGUAUAAAUCUUGGAAAAGUAUGAUCGAUUACAAUUUAUCACAACAGCGAUCUAUUCAUCUGAGGCAAUUUCAUAACUAUGAUACAACAUAUUUAUUGCUUAAUUUAUGGCAUGAAAGAAGUGGAACAGGUUAUAAAGUAAAUCAGAUAAACUGUAAUUUGGAAUAUUCCUUAUCAAUGCAUGGACAAAAUGGAAAUGAUAUAAUGAAUAAUAAUAGUAGUAAUAGUACUAAUAUUAAUAGUAACACUGUCGAUAAUAAUGAUAGCAAUAUUAUCGAAGGAAUCGAUGAAACUACUGGAAUGACAUGUUUCAUACCACAAACAGCGAUUAGGAUUUUCAUUUCACCGCAAAACGAAGAGUGUUUAACGUCCAGUCCAUUACCAUUGGAAGAACAUCAGGAAGAUUCCGGAAUAGAGAAUAAUUGUCGAAGUAGCUCAAUUGACGAUCAUUCACCAGCUGCAUCUGUUGAUUUUUAUCCAUCAAUUGAAUUAAAUCAGUUGAAUACCAGGAAUUCAUUUGCCUCAUCAUUAUCACCAUCACCGCCAAAUCAUCAACAGUAUUGUUAUCAACAUUUUGAAUUAUCAUCACCAUCAAUCCUAUCUUCAUCGAUACUUGAUCAUACUACAGUUGCUACAGAAGAUAGUUAUUUAACCCCUUCGACUAGUAAAUUACUUCGUACAAAUACAAUUACAAAAGCUGAUUUACCUGAACAGGUCAACAGUUUUACUUCUAAAAAUCAUUGGUUUUAUAAAAAGUUAUAUUAA
Loa loa (African eye worm) is the source of this 885-nucleotide messenger RNA. RefSeq lists its product as hypothetical. Bases 1 to 885 code for a protein of 294 amino acids. The transcript has 3 exons. The record is from RefSeq and is a predicted model, not a curated record. Lineage: Eukaryota; Metazoa; Nematoda; Chromadorea; Rhabditida; Onchocercidae.